Messenger RNA from Armigeres subalbatus, 995 nucleotides. RefSeq names its product viral IAP-associated factor homolog (gene viaf). The record is from RefSeq and is a predicted model, not a curated record. Gene Ontology annotation, cellular component: cytoplasm. Gene Ontology annotation, biological process: protein folding. The transcript has 2 exons. Bases 209 to 907 code for a protein of 232 amino acids. NCBI's taxonomy places the organism in Eukaryota, Metazoa, Arthropoda, Insecta, Diptera, Culicidae.
AACGUUAAUAAGACGGAUUAGAACUGACAACUGCAGUGCAAACUGUGCAGCACCCGAGUACAUACUUAUUUUUAUUUUACAAAAAUUUCGGUGCAUGGUUCACAUUAUAACUGUAAAAUUGUAUGAGAAUAUACUUUAAAUAUAAGGUUGGAUUCCAUAGAUGUAAUUUAUUUUCUGUGCAGUGAUAUUUGGCUUUGUACUAUUGAAAAUGCAGGACCCCAAUGAGGACACCGAGUGGAAUGAUGUUCUGCGGGCGAAGGGAAUACUUCCUCCGAAAAAGGAAAAGGAAAUAACCGAAGAUGACAUUAUCGGAAUGAUUGAGAACACCAUAGAACAGAAGCAGAAUCAAAGCAAAGACCUCUCGAACAUGGGCUUAGAUGAACUGGACGAGCUGGAAGACUCCGAGGACGAAGCUAUACUGCUCGAGUAUCGCAAAAGGCGGAUAGCCGAAAUGCAAGCUGCAGUUCAGAAGGCUAAAUUUGGGUCUGUUAUGGAGAUUUCUGGCCAGGACUACGUUCAAGAAGUCACCAAAGCCGGACAGGAAAUUUACGUAGUUUUGCAUCUAUACAGCCGAGGCGUUCCGUUCUGUUCGCUGAUCAAUCAGCACCUCGCCCAGUUGGCCGUGCGAUUCCCGGCAACUAAAUUCAUCAAAGCUAUCGCCACCACAUGUAUUCCCAAUUAUCCCGAACGCAAUUUGCCGACUAUCUUCGUGUACUAUGAGGGCCAAAUGAAGAAGCAGCUGGUGGGGCCUGUCGAGCUGGGCGGACCCAACCUGAGCUGUGAGGAGCUGGAGUACAUGCUGGGACAAGCCAAGGCCAUCGAGACGACCAUCACGGAGGAUCCUCGUAAGGCAAGGGCUGUCAAGGAUAAGAUGUUUGCGGAUCUGGCGGACAGUAAUGAUUGGUGAUCAGCUUUUUUCUAAGUUAUAUUUUGUAAUCGCCAAAAUCAUCGUUAUCACAAUGCAAUAAACAUUUAUUACAUUUAACUAAGUCUAA